Messenger RNA from Symbiodinium natans, 1388 nucleotides. NCBI's taxonomy places the organism in Eukaryota, Dinophyceae, Suessiales, Symbiodiniaceae. The record is from the annotation of a GenBank genome assembly.
AUGGAUCAAGACUCUUUGGCCCGUUUCCUGGAGAUUGCGGAGGCCCAAACACAACCCGGCAGCCCAGUGCGAUCUGAGCCCAGCUGCAUCUUUGCCUCCGUCCUGGCCAUUGGUAAUGCCGGAGGAGAGGAGGAUGAAGAUGCCGCCUGCAUCCAAGAGGUUGAGUUGAUCGAGGAAGCAGCCAUCCGGGCAGGAGUGACAAAGUGCAAUCUAUUGAAGAAUCCGCUGCGCGAUGGGUUUCUGGACGCCAUUGAUGAUUUCAUUCUUGACAUGUGCACGGUUGGGUCUGAGGGCUCAGCUCAUUUGUUCUACUACGCUGGGGAUGGCUGCGAGAUACAGUGCUUCCGCUUCAUUCCGAUAGAUGCGACAAGGCCAGAUAGGGAUUACAUCGCGCUUGGAGAUAUCAUGGAGAGGAUUGACGAAAAAGUCCAGGGCCGCAGCAUCGUCUUCUGCAUUGACGCCUGCCGCAAUAACCCUGACAAGGAGACCGUCCGAGAUAAGUUCGACAACGAGCGCGGGAGCAAAAACAGAUAUUUUCUCCUGUUUCGCACUUCAGCUGGAAAUGAGAUUAACGAGUUGAAGGAGGAAGAAUGCCUCUCAGUCUUUGCGCAGACAGUCCGGGAGUUCAUUCCGGAGUUGCACCAAUCUGAGAUGAUUCCAGAUUGGAUUGAACAGAUCACGCAGGCUAUCAGGAGCAAAGAACCGCGAGAAGACCCAUGGUACCUCUGCAGCCCCCCAGUUCCCGGCUCCUUCCGCAGCGUCCGCAGCUACUCCGCCAGUAGCAGCUCCUCUAGGUCUCCAAUGCCUGGGACUGCCAACUGCUCCAAGGGCUACAGCAUCUUUCCGGAGAGGCACAGCCCUGCGAUCAGCCCACUGGACCCUCAAGAUCCGGACCAAUUCUACGAGGUCACCGACAUUCGCAAGGCGCACCGACGGCGAGUUAAUCGCAUGACGGCCUCCACGGUAGACAUCGCCUGUAUCAUCCUCGGGAGCACGGAAGGCAGAUCGGCGGCAGAUGUCCAGAGAGACUUCGCCAUACGGGGCAUGGGCCCCAACUAUCUGAUCACGCUCGAAGGCCGCCGGACAGUCCUGGUCCGGGAGGAGUUUUGUGCCUGGGACUACAACCUGGCCUGCUGGCAUGCGGAGGAAGUGGGGGGAGUCGGGCACAUCCCCGGCACCGGCAAAAUCAACGAGGUGAAGUCCUACUCAGUGUCGAUCGCCUUGGAAGGCGAUGGCGAGGAGCCUUACACAGAUGCACAGUACAGCAACCUCAUCAAGCUGCUGAAGAACCUCAUCACGACAUACCAGGUGAAACUCUGGAACGUGGUGGGUGCUGGGGAGAUCAUGCAGCCUCCACCCAAGGCACCCCAACCCGGCCCCUGCUUCGA